Messenger RNA from Ceratina calcarata, 3197 nucleotides. Its product is annotated as sarcosine dehydrogenase, mitochondrial. The record is from RefSeq and is a predicted model, not a curated record. The transcript is spliced from 16 exons. Gene Ontology annotation, cellular component: mitochondrion. Gene Ontology annotation, molecular function: protein binding. Bases 439 to 3039 code for a protein of 866 amino acids. Lineage: Eukaryota; Metazoa; Arthropoda; Insecta; Hymenoptera; Apidae.
AAUUAAGAAAUCUCAUUACGGAGAAACUGCGAUUGAAUGAUAUCAUAUCGCUAGACGCAUUUUCAGUACUUAACUUUAUAAACAAAGUUAAUUAGAAGGUUGAUCAACACAGAUAACGUUAUAAAUAUAAUUUUAAUUGUAAACUAAGGAUAAAUAAAUAUAUAUAUAUAUAUGGGUAUCUACCGUGUAACAGUUCACACAAUUCAGAAAGUGUGAAGCGAAGAUAAAAAAUAAUGAACGUAUAUCAUAUUUUCAUAUUAAUCCAUAAAAUAUGUUUCACACAAGUAGAUGAUUAAUGUAAACGUUUGAUUAGUGCGGUUUAAAAAACAGGGUCGUGUUGUUAAAGCAACUGAUAAGCUAGCCAGAUAGAACAGUUUAUUUAUAAAGAGUAAAACAGUAGAAGAUAAUAUUUAUUCAUAUUGCCUCUCUCGUCUCUGGAUGCUCUCAACGAAGCAGAAGUUAUAUGAAAUGCGCAUUAACUGUACUAGAUUAAUAACAGGAAGACGGCGGUAUUCGUCAUCUGCGGUACGAUUACCGGAUCACGCAGAUGUUGUAGUGAUAGGUGGAGGUAACGCGGGCUGUAAUGCCCUUUAUCAUUUAGCAAAGCGCGGUGUCAAUGCUGUAUUGUUGGAGAAAUCGAAAUUAACGUCUGGCACGACAUGGCACACCGCAGGUCUCGUAUGGGGAGUACGAGGGCCGUACGAUACUGAGAUUCAAUUACUAGCUACUACUAAACAAGUUGUUCAGUCACUGGAAAACGAAACAGGGCUGAAUUCAGGAUGGGUACAGAAUGGUGGUCUUUACCCUGCGCGCACCAAAGAACGUUGGUACUCUUACCAGAGAAUAGCAGCCGUUUCUAAAGUUUUUGGCGUAGAAGCGCAAGUUGUUUCACCCAAAGAGGCAAGGGAAUUAUUUCCUCUGAUGAGCGAAGAAGGUAUUAUAGGAGCCCUCUACUGUGCAGAUGAUGGGGUCGUUGACCCUUCCAUGUUGAUAAACGCUUUAAUAAAGUCGGCUAAAGGAAAUGGUGCCCAGAUCUUUGAAGAUUGUCCUAUCACGAAGAUACUCACUAAGGAAACUAUUUUGAAUAAGAAAAAGGUUUACGGUGUGGAAACCCCAUACGGAACCAUAAAGACAGAUAUUAUUUUGAACGCGGCUGGAGCAUGGUCGAAAAAAAUAGCAAACAUGAUUAACUUAGAUAUUCCUGUAAUGCCGAUUCAGCACACUUACGCUAUUACUGAGACCAUGGAAGGAGUGCAGAAUUAUCCACAUAUCAGAGACAACGAUAUGAGUACAUAUGUUCGAAUCCAGGGAAAUUCAAUGUACAUAGGCGGUUACGAGAAGAAUCCAUUUCAAAUAUCAACUGCUCCUGAAAAUUUUGCGUUCGGUCUUUACGAAGUGGAUUGGGACAUGUUCAACACAUUCUUGGGUCCUUUGAUGCAAUUGGUUCCUAAACUAUCGACAACAGGAAUAAAGAAAACAAUAUGCGGACUGGAGAGCUUCACUCCUGAUCUUAAACCGAUUAUGGGUGAGGAUCCGCAAUGUUCGGGAUUCUUUUAUUCUUGCGGUUAUAACAGCGCUGGUAUGAUGUUAGGAGGCGGAUGCGGGCAACGCAUCGCGCAGUGGAUAAUUAAUGGGCGGCCGAAUGAUUAUAUGUUCAAUUUUGAUAUUAGAAGAUUUUCUCCGGUACAAAGAAACAAUUUUACUUGGUUAAAGGAAAGAACUUACGAAGCUUAUGGAAACAAUUAUGGUAUUAAAUUUCCGUACGACAAACCGUUGAGUGGCAGGAAUCUUAGAACAGACCCUUUCCACGAGUUACUCGUUGAAAGAGGUGCCAUUAUGGAAGACUGCCAAGGCUGGGAGAGGCCUGCAUGGUUCUCAAACAAAAAAGUAGAAAUUUUACCAUACGCUUAUAACGAAACAAAUCGGGAUGAUAAAUACCGCGAGAUAGUAGAAAAAGAGUGUACUUUUAAUUUGUCACCGUACGAUCAAAUAAUUCGGGAAGAAGCACUUGCUUGUCGCAAAAGCGUUGCUUUAUUCAAUGUGUCUAGUAUUGGAAAAUUCUAUCUUUGCGGGCCUGAGGCUCAAAAAGCGGCAGACCACUUGUUCACCGCAAGUACGAACUGCAAUUCCAACGAAACUAUUUACACGCUUAUGUUGAAUCGGAGUGGAGGAAUCGAAGCGGACUGUACAGUUACAAUUUUGGAGCCCGGCUCCAGUGGAAUCGUGGAUCCGAUAUUUAAAGACAAGGCGUUCUACAUACUCACAAACGAUUCAUCUUAUUAUCAAACUUGGGCUCACAUGAGUAAAGUAAUAGAGGAAAAAGGUUUUGACGUAACGUUACAUGAUGUUACCGAACAAAUUGGUGUUCUAUCCGUGCAAGGACCUAAUAGUCGAAACUUAGUGGAGAGAUUGAUAGAACAUGAAAUCUCAGAUGAAACUUUCAAAUAUGCAACAACAAGAUUAGCGAAAGUUAAAGGAGAAAUAGUACGUUUGAUUAGAUAUAGUACGGUUGGUGAACUUGGCUUCGAGUUGCACAUUCCAAAAUCGUCGUGUCGUCUAGUUUAUACAAACUUAAUUGAGUGCGGUAAACCGUACAAUAUGAAACACGCUGGACAUCGAGCACUCUCUAGUCUUAGUUGUGAAAAAGGUAAUCUCAUUUGGGGAUUAGAUAUUAGAACGGAUGAUAAUCCCGUGGAAGUUGGACUUGAGUCCAUUUGUCGUGAGUCUGGCGAAUAUUUAGGGAAAGCAGUUAUCGAUCGAUUGCGAACAGCUGGGAUAAAAAAGAAGUUCGUUCGUCUUCACGUAGAUAGCUCCAUUCCACUGUGGGGUCUAGAAGUUAUAUACAGAGACAAUCAUCUAGUUGGUUAUUUACGAAGAGGGGAAAAGGGAUACAGUUGUGAAAAGGCGAUAGGGCACGGGUAUAUAAAGCAUCCAGAUGGAGGAGAUAUAACAAAGGAAUUCUUGGAGAAUGGUAAUUACGAGCUCGAAGUUAAUGGAAAACGAUAUGCAGUGGAUCUACAGCUGCUAACACAAGUGUGAUACUCGGGAUUGACGUCCCACCUUUGCCAGUCUGUGUUGGAUCCCCAGUUUGUACAAUGAAACCUUUUAUAUUUCUAUGAAAUAAGCAAUUGUCGUAGUAAUUACUAGCACAUAAGGCUAAAAAAUUCUGCAAAAUAAACAUUUUGUUAUCAACUUUC